AAUGACAGCCGCUGGUCCAGGUUAUGUGACAUUGUGGCAUUGCAGGACACUUCAGCACUAAAGUUACGUUUUAUUGUGUGGACUGGGGGAAGGCAGGUGAAAGGGGAGGGUUGGUGGAUGAGAUGCGCCCCGGCUGCUGGUCUUACUCGGAGAGGAGCACGGCGCAUGGUUUUGUUUUUUUCUUCGGUGUUACAAAACCGCCUGUGUAGUCUCACGUCUGCUCCUGCGUGGAUUUGCGUUUCCUUCAAACUGUCGCCUUGUGAGAAUUCUCCCUGAUCAGCUGAGGAGAGGACUAACUUCUCACAUCAAAAGAGUUUUUUUUUCAAUACAUCGACAGAUCCUGUUGGAAUGUGUUCAACUUAAAGUGCCUUUACUUGAAGUAGGCUUGCUCCACCUGGACUUCUUCUUACUUCAAAGUUUACAGGUGACUUUUCCUGCGCACGAUGUACACAAUCACAAGAGGUCCCAGCAAACUGGCCACCCAGCGACGGACAGGGCCUACUCAGCAGCUUGACAACAAAAUAAACGACUUCAAGCACAAACAAACUUCCUGGAGUAUGCCUGACCUUCCUGCACCCAAGAUAGUUUUCAACCGUCCAAACGGUAAGAAGUACCAUCACCCUGCUCCCGCUCUCCCUGCAGACCACCAGCAGGAAGAGAGCUUUACGCCCGCGCACGAGGAAAACGUCAAAUUUGUCUAUGAUGCCUGGCAGGAGGUGGUGCAGCAGGAUCCAGAGGAAGCCCAGGGAGCAGUCCACUAUAAAGAAACCAUUCCCAGCCCACACGUGAACAACUUCGUGCCCAUAGAUCUGGAUGAAUGGUGGGCCCAGCGUUUCUUAGCCAAUAUAGACAAGCUAUCCUGACACUCCUCUCUGGGACUUGUGGAUCUUGACCGACGGUCAGGAGGUGAGACCUGAAGCAGGAUGGCUCGCAGAGGAGAGGCCUGGGCAGGUGUGACGGCUCAAAACGCCCUGAAGUGGUUUAAAAGGACGAACAGCGCUGGGACGCUCACAUAGGAACCACAGAGAAUCAUUUCACUUGAACUCUCGCCUUUUUAACUACAAUCCAUCCAACUCCAAAUAUUCAGUCUGCGACGGACUGCACACUGGAGGACUGCAUCUUGGAGUUGAGGUUUCUCUCAUCUUUCAAUCCUCACAACAGAUGUCAUGUUACUUUGAAAUACAGUAAAAAUGUGUUUUCAAGAA
Molecule: messenger RNA, 1205 nt
Organism: Cottoperca gobio
Lineage: Eukaryota; Metazoa; Chordata; Actinopteri; Perciformes; Bovichtidae
Product: MAPK regulated corepressor interacting protein 2-like
Exons: 5
Coding region: 444-863 (139 amino acids)
Source: RefSeq, a predicted model, not a curated record